This is a messenger RNA of Strongylus vulgaris, 1446 nucleotides long. NCBI's taxonomy places the organism in Eukaryota, Metazoa, Nematoda, Chromadorea, Rhabditida, Strongylidae. The record is from the annotation of a GenBank genome assembly.
AUGUUGAUAUGCUUGGGAGUAUUUGCCUGUGUCACAGCCCUCUAUGCCGCUGUACCAUCGAAAUUUGAGUUAAACGAUUAUGAAAACUUGGUAAAACCAAUCCAAUUCGAUAGAUCUGUUCCUGAAUAUGAAACUGUAUUGACACCGGGCGACUUCGAACUGGGAGCAGAGAUAGUUGACAACUUGCGAUAUAUGCAACCAGAUGUAGAUUCCGAUGCAAUGUACGGAACAACGCGUUUUGAAGGAGACAUUGCAAACGAAAAUGCAAGUUUAAUUCUUUUUUCGGUGACAGAAAAAAAGACACUUGAGCUGAAUGCGUCAACGAUAGAGUUAUUUUUGAAUGGAGGAGCACGUCCAGGUAGCGGAAACUGGUACAACGCCAUAAGAAAUCGACAUCAACUUUGGCCAAAUGGUCGGAUUCCUUACACAAUCAGCAGUCAAUAUAGCAGUUAUAGCCGUUCUCUGAUAGCCGCUUCAAUGCAAGAAUAUUCGACUCAUACAUGCAUUCAGUGGGUUCCAAAAACAAACAACGAUGUCAACUACGUCUACAUUUUCCCUGAUCGAGGAUGUUACUCCAUGGUAGGAAAGAUUGGAAUUAUUAUCCACGAACUGAUGCAUGCUGUAGGAUUUUUCCAUGAGCAAAGCAGAACUGACAGAGACGACUUCAUUACCAUUCUUUGGAAUAAUAUCCAGCCCGGAAUGCAGGGACAGUUCGAAAAGUAUGGUCAAGGUACAAUCCAAUCGCUUGGGACAACAUAUGAUUAUGCUUCCAUAAUGCACUACGGCGGAAAGGCAUUUUCACGCAACGGUCAGCCAACAAUGGUCCCAAAGCAAAAAGAUGGUGAGAAGCCUGGAACUACUACAGAACGCGAAACUGUGGCUACGACGACGGCUGCGUCAACGACUACACCAGCUCCAAUAACGACAACGAUUCAGACUUUUCCAUCAACCUUCAGAACAAUUCGUCCAUCUCCAAAUACCAUACCUGUAAUUGUUCCUGAGUGCAAAAAUAUGAGAGGAGAUUGCGAUGAGCUCGGAAGACAAGGUUGGUGUGAGCGAAACCCUGCGUGGAUGAGAAUAUACUGCCCGGUUCCUUGUGGAUUCUGCGAAAAGCAACCAACUGUUGUAACAACGUACUGCAAAUUAUCGCAAAAUUUCAUGAAAACCUAUUGUGCGAAGAGUUGCGGUUUUUGUUUCAAGCCUCCACCAGUUGAAGCAAAUACACAGUCACCACCAACUCUUAAUACGAAUUUACCGCUAAUUACCAUGUGGAGGACAUCAACAAGUUCGCCUACGUUAACCCCUAACACUGUGUUCCCCACACUUGCUCCGUCACCUUCACAUGUCUGCAAGGACCGCAAGCACUUCUGUGCCCACUGGAAGACGGCAGGAUUCUGUGAAGGAAUUUUCAUGAACUACAUGAAGAAAAACUACCGAACAAUUUAA